CACUGAACACACCCCACGAAUAAAAAUUUCCCGCUUUUUAAAACAACAUGGAAAAGUGAACAGGACGAUCAGCAAAGAUUUUGUACACUUCAUUUUUUGUGUUAAUGCAACGAUUUAAAGAAAAUAAUACAUUUAAACUACAUAUUAAUAUCCAAUUAGGCAACAAAUUUGGAGGAACACUCAAAUGCAAGCAGAUAAAGGCUUAAAUCGGCGCAUUAUGUUGUGCCCAAAGUGCUGAUCGCGAGCAGCUGGCAAAGCACAACAGAUUUUAAUAUAAAAAAAUACGAGAUAGUGUACACAAAUAAAACUAUUCGCAAUGUUUAUACAAGACCUUAGGCAAGAAUUCUACAAUCGACUAGUGGGCAAGCGCCUUCUUAUAAUUGUAAACUAUGAUAUAGAUGCGAUAUGCGCUAGCAAGAUUCUGCAGUCCCUCUUCAAGUAUGACCACAUGCUGUAUUCGGUAGUGCCCAUAAUGGGCUUGGCUGGCCUGCAACGCGCCUACAAUGAACACCAGGGCGAUGUAAAAUUUGUAUUGCUUGUUAAUUGUGGCGGUUGCGUGGACAUCGUCGAAUUGCUUCAACCCGAAGAGGAUGUAACGUUUUUCAUUUGUGAUGCGCACCGUCCUUUAGAUGUGUGUAAUAUUUACAGUGAUCGACAGGUAUGCAUCUUGGGCGAUCCCGCUUUGGAAGAGAAUAUACCUGCAUUCGAGUCUAUUUUUUGUGAGUCUGAUGAUGACUCGGACAGUGAGCCAGAAGACGAUGGUGAUGGCAACGAUAGCGGCGCUGGCGGUUCCGAUGAUGAAGAUAGCGAGAAAGUUGACAAGCCACCUGCGCAGAAACUGACACGCCUUGAGCGCCAUGAGCAGCGUGUUAUGAAGCAACGGCAACGCCGCACAUGGGAGAAUGAACGCGAUCGCAUCAUGUUCGAAUACACGCAAUACAGUUACUAUGGCCGUUCCACAGCGGUAACCAUAUUCGAAUUGGCAUGGAAGUUGUCUAAGGAUAAUAUGGAUUUGUUGUGGUGGUCCAUUGUGGGCCUUACCGAGCAACUAAUUUUAGGCAAAAUCGAGAGUAGCACUUAUACGCUCGAAAUUGAAAAUGUGCAGUCGCAUGUGUCGCGUUUGACUAACAAAACCAAUGAUCAAAGCAAUAUGAGCGCGGCCAAGAUCAAUUUUGAAAAUGAUCUGCAUUUGGUGUUAUAUCGCCACUGGAGCGUGGUGGAGUCGAUGCGCUACUCGAUGUAUUGCGCAUGCAAGUUGAGAUUAUGGACAUUGCGUGGUGAGAAGCGUUUACAUGAGUUGCUUGUUGAAAUGGGACUGCCGCUGGUACAAGCGAGGCAGGUGUUCGGCUCAAUGGACUUGGGGCUGAGGCAAGAGUUCUACAAAAUGUUGGAGAAGCUGGCCGAAAAGUAUGGCAUUCCGGACAUAGUGUAUGGCUCUUUUACAUUGAAUUAUGGCUAUCGUAAUCGGUAUGCAGCUGCAGAUUAUGUCUACGGCAUGCUAGCGAUCUUAGAAUCAGUGAAAAAGGAUAAAACGCCAGAGGAUUGCUUCUUAGAAGCCUUAGAUAGCUUAUCACGUAGUCAUCGUGACAUUAUGCUGGAAGGCAUUGAGAAUGCCAAGCUAUUACUUUCGUCCAUUUUUAAACAAGUACAAAGCAGCUUGGAGGCACAUCAGGUGCUUUCAACAGGCACAUUCUUCUAUUACAUUUUAAAUGAAGAAAAUAUAUACUUCUCCUAUCCGUAUGGUUUAAUUUUGCUGGCAAAGUUUAUCUUGAAUGGUCACGUGGCAAUGUCACGCAGUCGACAGGCACCGGAGCUACCGCUCAUCGCUAGUUGUCCGGUGGAUGUGGAGCGCGGACUGUGUUUGUUGGUCGGUAUACCGCCAGUACGUGAAGACUCGCCCAAAAAUUUUUUCGGCAAGGCGUUCGAGCAGGCAGCUAGUAAAUGUAAUGCAGUGAUUUUGCAAGAUUUUUUCGAAACAUCGCUGAUACAGAUAAGGCAAAAUGAUAUGGCUAAGUUUUUGGAUGCGCUCACUGUGCUCUUGGCUUAAUUAAAAAUCAUUUACAGGCCGACUUUGAACCGAAACUCCCCGGGAGUUUUACUCUCUUUUCCCUUUCCUCCUUUCAUGAAUAAAAAUUCCCAGAGGAUUUUUUAUAUUAAAGUCACGGAAACAAAUUCCCAGAGAACAAACUCCCCGGGAGUAUGAAUAAUUGGCCUGUUAGUAUUAGUUAUAGGGAAUUACGUAAAUUUGAAGCUAUAUAUAUAUAGAUGUUUUAAUUUUAAGAUAUGUAAGCAUUAUUUAACCGUUAUGACUUGAUAAGAUUGUUAAUUUUAGAUAUAUAUAUAUUUGGUAAUAUUUGUCAGCACCAGGCGCAACAUUGACUUUGUAAUUAAAUAAUGAGAAAUGAGAACGACGAAAAUGAACACAGAUGAAACCAAAAUAUUAACAUAUGUUAGCAAACGGUCUUUAAAAUUUCCAUAAUAUAAUAACGCAAACAAGCCCAUUAAUGUAGCUAACUGAUAUGAUAUUAAAAGGACUAAUUUCCAGUACAGACAAACACAAAGCUUUUUAUUACCUCCCUUU
Rhagoletis zephyria (snowberry fruit fly) is the source of this 2581-nucleotide messenger RNA. RefSeq names its product cell division cycle protein 45 (gene Cdc45). Gene Ontology annotation, cellular component: DNA replication preinitiation complex. Lineage: Eukaryota; Metazoa; Arthropoda; Insecta; Diptera; Tephritidae. The record is from RefSeq and is a predicted model, not a curated record. Gene Ontology annotation, molecular function: chromatin binding; single-stranded DNA binding; DNA replication origin binding. Gene Ontology annotation, biological process: mitotic DNA replication preinitiation complex assembly; DNA replication initiation; double-strand break repair via break-induced replication.